Messenger RNA from Paramisgurnus dabryanus, 4094 nucleotides. RefSeq names its product guanylate kinase 1a (gene guk1a). Lineage: Eukaryota; Metazoa; Chordata; Actinopteri; Cypriniformes; Cobitidae. Gene Ontology annotation, biological process: purine nucleotide metabolic process. The record is from RefSeq and is a predicted model, not a curated record. Gene Ontology annotation, cellular component: cytosol. Gene Ontology annotation, molecular function: GMP kinase activity.
GUUGGCUGCAGGUCGCGCAUCUUAUGGCUUGCAUCAUCUACGUGAUCUUUAUUCAUUUAAAUGGCUUGUAGUAGUUUAUAGGUAAUGUAUCCUUAUAAUGUUGGAAUUUCAUAAAUGUUCAGUUUACUGCAUGCUACACGUAGCUACACGUUUGCUCCGUUCGGACGGUAAACCUGCCGAUGUUUUCCUCAUUUGAAUCAAAUGCAUGUAACCUUAAUGCACAGUAAUGCAUGUGUAAUACGCGUGUAAUGGAUUUCCGCUUUAAGUGCACAAUGUAAAACAAUAAUUCAGUGUUGUAAGUGAAUUUGGGAGAAUGAUAUAGAUGUAUAGUAGUGGGUUACGAUAAGUGGCCAUAAGUGAAUAUGCUGCUUUCAAUUAAAUUCUUCUAAUUGAAAGCUAUAGCCAUUAAAAUAGAUUAUCAAGUGAGUUAAACUGAUAAAUGUGCACAAAUAAUUGGAUAUUUAUGUUCAUCUUUUGUUUUAAUGGCUGCAUAGACUGCAUAGAAUCUGUGACUUUUGUUGUUUAAGAGAUAAUUUAAAAAUAUGCAAAAAGCAUCACCCCCUGCUAAUACUGAUAACAUGUGAAUGCCAAUAGAAUGCAGUGCACUGUGUGACUUGCUUAGGAAUGUAAAUGUCACAGAGUACACAUGAUUCUUAUUGACUGUAUUUAAGGUGGAAAUUAAAUUACAUGCCUUGUGAUGGGAAACUGUUUUAAAGCACUAAGUAGGUAAUAUGGAGAAUGUUGCGUUGUGUAGAAAAGCAGAAUUGGAGCAGACUUUACACAUGCUUUAAAGGAACAUGUCGUCUUUUUGGGACUUUAGCUUAUUCACCGUAUCCCCCAGAGUUAGAUAAGUCCAUGCAUACCCUUUUUAUCUCCGAACCUGCUGUGACUCUGUCUGACGCACCCACCACUAGUCUAGCUUACUGCAUUCCCAAAAAGUGACAAAGAACGCCAGCAUUUUCCUAUUCCUAUUCCUUUAUUAAGCAGGGGAGAAAGCUUUUCCAGGAAACAGUCAAUAUAUCAUGGCCUGUUUUUUGUUCAUUACAAUCUCUGUGCUUUUAAGCAUGCAUGUUCUAUCAAAUGAUACAAUUGUGUUUAUUUUUCCGCAAGACAGAUAACCAGGACCAGUUAAGUUUUAAAUACAGGGCUCCAGACUAACUUUUUUCACUAGGAGCACAGUGGCCCCCAACUAAAAAUUUUAGGGGCGCAACCAGAAAAUUUAGGGGCACACAUCGUAAAUCAACAUGCUAACCAAAUAUUCACAUUUCUACUAAUUUUCACUGUAUUACUAAUAAAUACUUUAAUGAUAGAUGAAGAAAGUACAAUGUGCUGUUUCAAAUUCAUUGUCACAUCACAAAAAAAAUCACAUUUAUUGGUCGCACAUGUGCGACUGGAUGUAAAAUUCAGUGGCACACUCUGAAAUUUUGGUGGCAAAAUGCCCCCAUUUGGUGGCAGUCUGGAGCCCUGAAAUACAUUAAUUGCAUAUUGUGUGUAAUAUCUCUACAAUUUAUAUAGAAGAGAGUGGAUUUUUGGUAAUGCAAAAGCAAAAUUGUUUAAGUACAAAAGGGAAUUUAAGGGAAUUUUAGUGCUUAACUUUUAAGAGUCAAUAGUGUAAAAACAAAUUGUUGUAUAACCAGAAAUAACCUUUGUGGCCGGUGGCUCUUAUUUUGACACUUCUUAAAAGAACCCUCCAGGGUUUCCAUGCCCAUAACCUUCAAGAGUCUCAUGCCACUGACAGCUGUGUUGUUCAGUAAAAUAAGGCUAGAAUUGCUAUUUCCAAAAUCCAGGAUGAGUUGGGAUAUUUGCUAUUUUGGAAUAUAAUUGGAUAUUCUGCAUUGUGACAUAGUUUUUUAGAAGUAAAUGCUAAGAAUAGACAUCCUGUCUACAUCCUGUCCAUUUCCAUUCAGUUUCACAAAAACACCCAAGCUUGUUAACAUUAUUGCUUGUGGUAUUGGACAAAGUGAAGCGUGAUGUUGUUAUUGGUGAUCUUAUUACACACAUAUAAAAACAAUAUAAUUUGUCAUAUGAUCAUAUACUAAGAUUUUAAGAAAACAGACCAGUGUAGCUUGUUUUCUUUGUGUUGUGAAAUAAUUAAAACAAUCAGCAAAACCGGACCUGGGAAUGGCAUAAUUGGCUUUUGUUGUGUUCUCACCUGCAGACAUGUUUUGUGGAUUUGUUUGUCUUUACGUUUUGAUGUCAUGACAGUGACUUGUAAAGAGGGCGGGGCUGUUGGACCUGUUCGGCUUUCAGCCAGCUGAUUGGUGGUGAAUUUUAUCAACACAACACACAUGCACACAUUCAGAUCACACUGAGCACUGCUGCGCUUGUUUUUAGCUGGUGCACACACACACCCAAGAGACAAAUACUUGAGCAAGCAAUGGCUGGACCGAGGCCUGUGGUGAUGAGCGGGCCCUCUGGGGCCGGGAAAAGCACUUUCCUUAAAAGACUUCUCAAGGAGUUUGAAGGCGUGUUUGGCUUCAGUGUUUCUCAUACAACACGAAGCCCCCGACCAGGAGAGGAGAAUGGCAAAGAUUAUCAUUACGUGACCAGAGCAGAAAUGCAGAAGAGCAUAGCAGAAGGGAACUUUAUUGAACAUGCUGAAUUUUCAGGGAACAUGUAUGGAACAAGUAAAGCAGCUGUAAAAGUCGUUCAGGCAAACAAUUUGAUUUGCGUUUUGGAUGUUGAUAUGCAAGGUGUGAAAAGCAUUAAGAAAACCGAUCUUAACCCUAUUUAUGUGUCCAUCCAGCCCCCAUCAAUGGAAAUCCUGGAAAAUCGAUUAAGGGACAGAAAAACAGAAAAUGAGGAGAGUCUACAAAAGCGUUUGAAUGCAGCAAGGACUGAUAUGGAAAUGAGCAAAGAGCCAGGAUUAUUUGAUGUGGUCAUCAUCAAUGAUGAUCUUGAUGCAGCAUAUGGGAGAUUAAAAGAAGCUCUUCUUCCGGAAAUUCAGAAGGUCAAAGUUUCCAACAAGGCUUAGAUGAGGACAUUUCUGCUAGCCACAGCAACCUCUACUUACAACCUUAUUUCCAUCAUAGUUUUCAAAUCGGAACAUUCCAUCCCAGAUGCUUUUUCGGAUUCGGAAGUUCACUCAAUACUCCAACAUCCAUUGAAUGUAAACUACAUUCACUUAUUAAAAGGUGCAGGGCAUUAUUCCAUACUAAGUAGAUGGAAAGAUUGCUACUUUAUUUACUUUGUAAAAGGUCAAACUCAUAGAUUCAACCAGCAAACACUCAGAACACUCAAGUCUGUCUUUAAAACAUUUGUUUUGCUUCAUAUCUUUGCUUCAAAGGAAACCACAACACUUGAAAUUGACUCGAGAUGUCUAACCAGCAUGACCAUUCAUUUUUGUUUUUCCAUGCUGAUCAUCUCUAAUGAUAACUCCUGUAAAUAGUGUUGCAUACAUGUACAGAUUAACAAUUUCCAUUUACAAUGUUUUAAAAAUGACACAUAUAGACACGGAGCUUCCUGAAUUCAGAAAUCGUGUUUCACCUGCAUAUUACCUGAAUAUUGUAAUGUUUACUAGCUUUGAAAGUUUAAUAAGGGGUGCAAACCAGGUCAAUGCUGGCAGAUUAUAAACACAGCCAUGAGUUAUGUGUUUUUUGACAUAUGUUUUUUGACAUGUUGUUCAUGCACAGGUAAAGAUUUUAGUCUUUAGUCUACGUAUAAAAAUAUCUUUAGUAGAUGUUUUUCUUAAAACCCCAAAAGUCUUAUUUGUUUGUAGUUUUUUUACUGUUAUUACUGUUAUAAUACAUAUAUAACUUUAAAGCACUGUAACAAAUGACAGCAUGAUGUACAGUUAAUUAACUUCCACAACAGGCUUAGAUAGUUUUUGUAAUUUUUUAGUAUUGAGAAUAUUUUUGAAGUAAUGAUUUUUCUGACAGAAUUUUUGUUUACAUGCUUAAUACAUUUAAUACAAUUGUGCCUCAUGCCAAACAACAAUUGAUGGAUACCCAAUGAUCCAUUUUAUUUGAUAAAUUAAGCUUGUGUCAACAAUCAUUUUUCCCCAUCAGUGACAAUAUAAUGAGCUAAAUGCACUGCUGUAAUGUACAGAUGUAUGUAAUGUAUUACUUUUAAAAUGUGUUUGGGUUGUCUCUUUC